AUGGCGGACGAAAAAUCCAACAAAGCUGUUCUUCCUCGGAUUCGUGUGACAUCUCAAUCCUUUGCAGAUCACUCAAAUAUUGGCAAUGUAUCCCUGCGCACCGUUUCAUCUUCAUCCAUCAUCAGCACCCCUAGCAAUAAUAUUCGCCGUGUACAGCAGCAGAACCUCCAGAAGAAUCCCAGACCUAAAUCUCGUCCCGAUGAUUCACACGGUAUGCGAUCUACUGCUCGGACAUCUAAAAAACUACUCAAUCUUCUGCAACUGAAGAAAAAAGCCAACACUCAGCCAAAACCAUUUGUGUUGCGCAAGCCUGCCAACUUAUCCAAGUAUGACUAUUCAGUUUUCAUAGAUAACUGGACUCCAAUAGAUGAGCAUGAUUUGCUUCCCCCUGUGAAAGAAUCACAGAUUAAAGCUUGGGAAUCCGCUGAGAAGAUCAGUGCCAACAUUAUUUUCGACCAUGAUAUGUCAGCUUCAAGCGACGCGUUCGCUAUUUUUGACGAUGCUGACAAGUUAGUAGACUCGAGUUAUGAUGAAGACACAUGUGCCGGUGACGAUCCAGAAACGAGCAUAAAUCGUGGAACCCAAGACAAAGUCACAACUACGCAACUGCUUAUCCUAUCGAUUCCGGGCUACACAAAAGGAGAGCUCAAGGUUAUCAUGGAUAACUUUGCUCAAUUACUUUCGUGCAGCUCACAGGCAGAUUUUACCGAGUACAAUGAGAAGGAAGAGAAGGCAUUGUGGCUUUACCGACAGCAGCAGAGUGCUGCGCAAGAAAAGGCAUUCAUGGCGUACCGAACGCUCUCUGGGAAGCGUAAGGUGCAGAUCCACCACAAGAAAGAGUUUCUUCACAAGCUUUUCGGCUACUUGAACAAUCUUAAUCAAGAACAUAUCACCAACAACACGCUUUAUUCGGCGGUAGACAAUGUUGCAAAUGCACAGAAAGCAUUCCACGAGGACAAGGACGAGAUUUUUCAACUACUAGAAGCCGAUAAGGAAUUCCAAGAGGCCUUAGACGAAACUAGAAAAGCGCACGCUUCAUCAUUCUCAGCAAACGGCGACUGCGAUUCCGAAUUUGAUCCGGUGAAGCUUUUGGAGAUAAAUCUGGCUUGGUUGACAUCUACGUAUCAUCGCCAGCUUAGUAGCAAUGAAUUUGUGGCUCCGCAGGACGGAGAUCCAGAAGUUGUGGCGUGCACAGUAUCCCAUUUGAAGCGUUGUGUGCGGGAAGAUUACGAUCGCAGUCUCGAUUGA
Messenger RNA from Clavispora lusitaniae ATCC 42720, 1248 nucleotides. RefSeq lists its product as uncharacterized. Gene Ontology annotation, cellular component: anaphase-promoting complex. NCBI's taxonomy places the organism in Eukaryota, Fungi, Ascomycota, Pichiomycetes, Serinales, Metschnikowiaceae. The record is from RefSeq and is a predicted model, not a curated record.